This is a messenger RNA of Alosa alosa (allis shad), 1999 nucleotides long. RefSeq names its product cell division control protein 42 homolog. Gene Ontology annotation, molecular function: GTPase activity; GTP binding. Lineage: Eukaryota; Metazoa; Chordata; Actinopteri; Clupeiformes; Clupeidae. The record is from RefSeq and is a predicted model, not a curated record. The transcript is spliced from 6 exons. Gene Ontology annotation, cellular component: dendritic spine. Gene Ontology annotation, biological process: modification of synaptic structure; small GTPase-mediated signal transduction. Bases 435 to 1010 code for a protein of 191 amino acids.
CCGUGCAAUUUGUGGCAGCGGUAUAAGGACCGCUGUGGUGUUGAUUGAGGUAUCGCAGUGAGACUGAUCUUUUGUUUUGAAACAUCAAAACUAGGGAUAGCUCGCUAGCUAACACAAGCUAACAAUUAACAUUAGCUAACGUUUCUCUUGGAAAGUUGUGUUGUGGUAGAUUAACGUCAGCUAACUAGAGAGCUGUUUACAGUACACGUAUAUGAUGUCUUGUAUUUGCAACAUGUUAUACAUGCAUAUAUUUAAGUAGGGUUGGUGUCAUUGAGGUGACUCAGGUAUAGGUUAUGUAAUUCUCUACAGUAUUGCUCUAUACAACGACUGUGGUUUCAGUGGAAGUGGAUAUCUCGUCUCCUGAAUACCAUAACUCGGAAAAACCCUUGGAUUAGUCAUGUGAACCCCAACCCCACCCCCUAAUCUGUGAACAGAUGCAGACCAUAAAGUGCGUGGUGGUGGGCGAUGGUGCUGUGGGAAAGACAUGUCUGCUGAUCUCCUACACAACCAACAAGUUCCCCUCAGAAUAUGUGCCCACGGUAUUCGAUAACUAUGCAGUGACUGUAAUGAUUGGUGGGGAGCCGUACACUCUGGGUCUGUUUGAUACUGCAGGUCAAGAGGACUACGACAGGCUGCGACCCCUCAGCUACCCCCAGACCGACGUCUUCCUCGUCUGCUUCUCCAGUGUGUCACCCUCGUCCUUCGAAAACGUCCGGGAGAAGUGGGUACCAGAAAUCUCGCACCACUGUCCCCGGACUCCGUUCCUGCUGGUCGGUACCCAGGUGGACUUGAGAGACGACAGCAACACGGUGGAGAAACUGGCUAAGAACAAGCAGCGGCCCAUAUCACCCGAGAGCGGAGACAAGCUGGCGCGAGACCUGCGGGCAGUCAAAUACGUGGAGUGCUCUGCCCUCACCCAGAGAGGUCUGAAGAAUGUGUUUGAUGAGGCCAUCCUGGCUGCACUGGAGCCCCCAGAAACCAAGCCCAAGAAGCGCUGCUCACUGUUGUAGACAGAGCCAGGGAGAGGGAGAGAGACAAAAAAUACAAAACAGGGACAAGAAUGUGGACCAUUGGAACAGGUAGACCAUGUAGAAAAGAGGAGGGUAACAUAAGAGGGAGGGAAUGAGACACUCUUUUUUUCCAUCCAGUGCCUUCAGUAACCGAACUAAGAGAGUGGGGUGUGUGCCAGCUACCUGGUUUACUCUCUUUGUCACUAACUGCCUAGUCGUUUUUUCAGAGAUAGCCUUAAAUAUACUGCAUCAGAGAUGGAAGCUUCUCCACAAAAGGGCAUAAAAGCACUAGGCAUGGAUGCGUCGCUUCUUUGUCGUUUUUUGCUAUUACUAACUUAAUCAGGAUACAGUCAGCCGUUCAAAUGCACAUCAUGAGCGCACACACAUACACACACACACACACACACACACACACACACACACUCACACACACACACACACACACACACCAGCAUCCCUUAACUAGGCCUAACUGGCAUGGUGAACGAAGAGAAACAAGCAAAAAGAAACAAAAUGAAAAGAUGAUCAAUAAAGUGGCCAUUUUUUCACUUGUGUGUCAGCUGCAACAAAAACUGGAACUCAAAAGUGCUUCUUACCUCCUCUGCCUCCUGCAGGCGAGAGAAUGAACUGAACCUCUACAUUCUUACGAUCGCUGUGGAGAAUUAUCGUGUAUUAAUAAUAACUUGAGUAUUGUUUUUAAACAGCGGGGAUGUUUUUUGCAAUUUUAUUUUCAAACCUGAGUUUUUUUUAUUGUUAUUUUUAAUAUUACUGAAUUGCUUCAUAUUGUGCCAACAUUUUGGGUGCCACUCCAUUGCUGAGUUUUUUUUUUUUUUUUUUUUUUUUCAUAACAAACUGUUCUACUCCAGUCAUCUAAUAGGUUUUUGUUGUUAUGAUUAAUGAGAAUGCAAUAAUGACUCCAUGUGACAAUGAUGAAUCUUUCAGGAGGUGUUUGAAAUGGUGGAAUGUAUAAUAAAAGACUGUUAACUGAA